AUGCCUCUGAUGCAGUUCGAUGAGCACUUCACUCCUGAGUGCAAGUUCAAGGAGAGUGUGUUCGAGAACUACUACGUCACAUACUCCUCCAUGCUCUAUCGCCAAACCCAGUCUGGCCGCUCCUGGUAUAUCGGUAUCAACCGCGACGGACAGGUCAUGAAGGGCAACCGGGUGAAGAAGAACAAAGGAGCUGCGCACUUCCUGCCAAAAGUUAUAGAGGUUGCGAUGUAUAAGGAGCCAUCGCUACACCAGCUCGCCCCUGAACCGGUGAGUCCUCCGCGGAAGACAGUGAAGACGUCAGAUUUGCCGUCCCUGAAGAAUGGACGGAAAGAAGCUCCCAAGGCUGAUGCUUCAUAGCACAGGAGACUGAGGGUGGGACAAAGAGCAGCAGUGACACUGGGAAUACAGCCGCCCAUUAUGCACUGAGGGUGGGUGGGGUAAUGGCCCCCAAGGGCCACCUUAUUCCAGAAGUGAGCAACGAGAUUCAGAAAGAUAACAGGUCAGCGGUCCAUCAGCAGCCGAGAACACCUGAGAGAGGAGUCCCCCCCUCACCUGUCACCGCAGAAAGGAAGCCAAGGGCCUGAGCCAGAACUACUACCACCUGCCCCUCCCACUGUUUGUCUCUUUCUCCACCUCAGUGACUUCCUAAUGCACAGUCUCCUUCAUUUCUCUGUCAUGCUCGGGCUUCUUUGUCCCACUGACAAUUCCAUCUUUUCUCACAUGCCAAACCUACCAUUCGGUCUAUUGUAGUAUAUUCACCACUCACGCAUUCCCAGCGCCGACUCAGCACCAUAAUCUUCACCCAUGGGCCCCAUCUUGAGCCCUAAAGUUGGUGACAGUGCGGUUCAGCCUGGCUUUCCACCCACCAGCUGCCUACCAGCUAAGCUAAUCACCAAGGUCAACUAAAGCUCAAAGUGAGAUGAAACAGCUCACAGAGGAGAUAUAUCUGCAGGGAUCCUGGGUCGGAUCAGGUCGGCCGAGCAACAUGAGGGUGUGAGAAAGUAAAGAGAGAAAAAAACAGCUACAUUUAAAGAAGAGUUUAUGAUAUUAAAACUGAUCAAAUUGUUCUUGUUUUUGAAAACUUAAAGCAAUCCUGUGAUAAAAAAAAUGAAUGAAUGACAGCCCAAACACAAAUAAUGACUUGGAUAGGAGCUGAAAGACGAUAGCAAUUAAAUGUAAGAUAAAAACAAAAGCAAUGCCAACAAAAAAGACACUGCUUGCAUCAGGGUCAUAUUAAAAAUAAAAAUAAUAACAGCCACAGUUCUUCCUGGGAAGAUGAGCCAUAUAAUAGAGCAUACAUAACUAGAGUUUUCCAGACUCUUAAACAAAUGAGCAAUAUUUGUACCAACAAUCCAGAAGAUACAUCUCAGUGAUGAAAAAAGAGCGAGUGUGUGAAUGACUGAGAUGUGACCACUUAUUAUUGCACUAGCUUGUUUGAGGCUAAAAUGUAACAACUGGGUCAUGUUUUAAAUCCAUGAAAGACCUGAACUCAGUCACCUGGAAAAAAAAGCAGCCGUAGUGUGUACUUCACUCGGCAUCUGCUGUCAGCAUAAAGCCAGGUUUGAAGCCGAACAUCAAAGCCAGAGGAGCCUCUGAGCUGGAGCACUUGUUAUUCUGAGGACGUCUGGCAGCUUAUCCACUCACUAGCUUUAUCAAAUCACCUUGGAAGAAUCGCCCUCGAAAAUGUAGUGAAUGUCUUGGUGUGAUUGUGUUUUAACCCCCCGUGUGUGGACGUCUUCUACACCAUGGAUGCACUGUGUGUAAAUGAGCGCCAGUACAGAGGAUGUAGAUAGAGAUACUGCGGGUAACCUUAACCAUGUCCUUCAGACGUGGCACGGCAUUGUGUCUUUGAUUUGUCUGGUCUUUGAAUAGGUGACACUUACGGUAAUAUCCAGCUUGCUUACCAUUAUCACUUAGAUUUGAGAGUUAAAUAAAAAAGAAUAAAAAUAGCAGAAAAGUGUGAUCUUUGGUCACCCCAAUGGCGAACCCACAAA
Messenger RNA from Notothenia coriiceps (black rockcod), 1994 nucleotides. RefSeq names its product fibroblast growth factor 13-like. Gene Ontology annotation, molecular function: growth factor activity. The transcript has 3 exons. The record is from RefSeq and is a predicted model, not a curated record. Bases 1 to 357 code for a protein of 118 amino acids. NCBI's taxonomy places the organism in Eukaryota, Metazoa, Chordata, Actinopteri, Perciformes, Nototheniidae.